UGUGUUGCUGCUGUUCUGCUCUGCGUCCUCGCUACAAACGCCUGGUGGACAACAUAUUCCCUGAAGAUCCAAAAGAUGGCCUUGUUAAAGCGGACAUGGAGAAAUUGACAUUUUAUGCGGUAUCUGCCCCAGAGAAACUGGAUCGAAUUGGUUCUUACUUAGCAGAGAGGUUGAGCAGGGAUGUUGUCAGACAUCGUUCUGGGUAUGUUUUAAUUGCUAUGGAGGCGUUGGACCAGCUUCUUAUGGCUUGCCAUUCUCAGAGCAUCAAGCCAUUUGUAGAAAGCUUUCUUCAUAUGGUAGCAAAGCUGCUAGAAUCAGGGGAACCAAAGCUUCAAGUUCUUGGAACAAAUUCUUGCAUUUGGAAAAUCAAGAAAACAUGGAAGAGUAAACAAGACACCUGUAAUUCCAAUAUCCGGAAAAUCCGAAUUGCUGGAAUCAGGGGUAUUCAAGGAGUGGUUCGCAAAACAGUUAAUGAUGAACUUCGGGCUACCAUUUGGGAACCCCAGCAUAUGGAUAAAAUUGUUCCAUCCCUGUUGUUUAACAUGCAAAAGAUAGAAGAGGUUGACAGUCGCACAGGUCCUCCUCCUUCCCCUUCUGCCGCUGACAAAGAAGAGAAUCCCGCUGUGCUGGCCGAAAACUGUUUCAGAGAACUGCUGGGUCGAGCGACUUUUGGGAACAUGAAUAAUGCUGUCAGACCAGUUUUUGCGUGUUUGUUUACAGGACCCACAGUGCUGGAAGUCUUUAAUACUCUCCUAAAGCAUCUGCGUCUCAGUGUUGAAUUUGAAGCAAAUGACUUACAGGGGGGAUCUGUAGGCAGUACUAACUUAAACUCAAGUUCCAAAGACAAUGAUGAGAAGAUUGUGCAGAAUGCUAUCAUCCAAACAAUAGUCUUUGUAAACAUUUAUAUAGAUACCAGUGGAACGGAAGAACAGGAAAAGGAAAAGAGGCGUCUUGUGAUAGAGAAAUUCCAGAAAGCACCUUUUGAAGAAAUAGCAGCACAGUGUGAAUCCAAAGCAAAUUUGCUUCAUGAUAGACUUGCUCAAAUACUGGAACUCACCAUACGCCCUCCUCCCAGUCCAUCAGGAACACUGACCAUUACUUCUGGGCAUGCCCAGUACCAGUCCAUCCCAGUCUACGAGAUGAAGUUUCCAGAUCUGUGUGUGUACUGAGUGGCUCAUGAAGACCUCAGCGUAGGAUCUAAAGCCGAAAAAUGAAGGCCACGCUGAGUUUUUCAGGGUUUACUUAAUGUGUAUUAACAUAAUGCUUGAGAAUAACAGUGAGACUUCUCUUCAACCAAACGCUUGGCACACACCACAUUAGAAAUGGUGGAGCCAUCCAUGAUUUAGAAUACUUUAGAAGAUGGAUUUCUUUUGCAGUUCCUGUUGGCUUUUGAAGUUGGACAUGUAUCGAUCUCCCAUUCCACAGUUAAGCAGUAUAUUUUAAACUUUUCACAAACAUGUAAUUUUAAAACAUAUGCCUCCAGAGGGUUGAAGAUGUAUGAAGUGUCUACUGUAUUUCUUAAACAUCUGCACAACUGCUUAGAAAUAGAAUUGCUUUUGUGUUUGUUUAUCUGCAAAAGCAAAUACAUACAAAUAUGUUGCUAAUCUUGGGGCUGCAAAACUGUUCUGUGGCUUGUUGUCCCCACGUUUUAGAUGUUGUGAUCUCUAACAACAUGUGAUAGGCAUUCCUCAACUUGUUUAUGGUAAUAAGACAUCUGUUGAGUAAUAGUCCCACAAUAUGACCAACCCUAAAAUCGCCAUACUUAAAAGUGUCUAGUUCUUGUAAUACUGUGUUUUCUGCCAAGAGUUUGACCAUUCUACUUGAGAGAAGCUUAGAGCUUACUCUUGGCAUACCAAACUGUGCAAUAUUUUUUUACAUCAUAAGAUGUAUUCGUUUACAGACUAUACUUUGAAAUUAUAGUAGUAUUUUGCUGUGGCUCCAUUAAUGAAAUCAGAUCUAUAUUUAGUGUAGGAAAAAAAGACUUUUAAAACAGCUACUAGUUCACCUGUGAAGAGUGUGUACAUUUUGAGUUCUAUCAAAAGCACAUUACUUACAUUUUUAUAUUAUGCAUUGUUUAAAAUCUUCAUAGUCAGAAAAUUCUCCAAAUGGACUUUUAAUUUGUAAGAUUUGAACUGUUCAGUUGUAUACAUUUGUUGAGGAUUUGGUGUAUUACAUUUGAAAAGAGUGCCUAUGGCUUUAGCAAUCAAGCGUGCUAAGGAUCGUCAUUGUGAGCUUCUGUUGAUUUAAGUUACCAAGGUUACAUGUGUACUCUACACAUGUGCUCAGAGACCUGUAGUGUUUUCUUAAAAUUAUGUACAUUUUAGUGAAUUCCAUCACACAGCAAAAAUGAAUGACUUUCUUUGCAAGUCUUAUAAAAUUCUCGUAGGACAUUUUUAUAGAAUAACCUCUUUAUAAUUGUAUUGCCUUUUCAGAUUCAGUUUCUUUUUACAAAGAACAAUAUACAUAUCAAAAAUUGUAGCUCAAAAACUAAUUCAGUUUUUUUUUUAAAGAUUUUCAUUGAAUUUUAUGACCACAGCAACAAUCAAAACUGCACUAGAAACAAAUUCUUAGCAAUAACACUAAUUCAGUUUUUAUCUUUUGUUUUUGUUUGAAAACCUACAGUGAGAAUGGCAGGUUUGAGUUUAUGAUUAUUAUGAUUAUUAGGCACCUGUACAAGAAACAGAAAGGUCAGGAAGUAACAAAAGAACAAGCAUACCCCAGAUUUUUUUAAUAAAUGAAGUACAGCAUCUUGAAACAUCUUGCAAAAUAGCCUAGUCAUUUAAACCCAUAAAAUGAUACUCAGCCCUCCUGGGCAGUGUGUUAAAUGUAGGUAAGCAAGACCUUGUUUCAGAAUGAUAGUGCAGGCGUUGAACGGCCUUCUUGUAGCUGUCACUGUAACUUUGCCUCUUGAGUGGGUAAAAUGUGUCAUCAUAUAAUAGGCCAAGUUUUCUGUUUUUUAUUUCCCUUUUUUUCUUCUUCUGUAUUUUUAAAGAAGUGUAUUAAUUUUUGUGCAUUUAACAAAAUCUCAGCAGGGGGACAUGCAAAAAAACAAUCAUCAUCCACUUGGAUGUCAUUUUAUAGAUUAACACUGUGUGCUUUUGUAUGAAAAAUAUAUAUAAUUGAAUAGUGUAAGUAAAGGAGAUCUAUAUUCAGUUGGACUCAUGCAAACAAACUUUACAGAAUUUCAUGUUUCUCUGUGGUACAAGAAAUGCAUGUAUUGCAUGUAAAGGAAAACCAUUUGAAUUAAUGUUGAUCACACCUUUCUUUUGGUCUGUUUGUAAACUGUUGAUGUGGGGUUUGCAGGGUUUUUUUCUUGUUGUUGUUUUUAAAUCACAGUAGACUUCUAUAUGUCCUAGAUGACUGAACUGGUUGUGUUAAUAAUGAUUCCCAAAAAGUGGGUCUUUUCUUUGGUUUGUCCUUUCCAGGAGAUUGCAGGACAUCCUGCCAGGUAAUGGGUGUGUGUUCCGUAUUCUAGCCAGUUUGGAGACAAAGUUUAGGAUUUGUUGAAGUUCACCACAUGGCUAUAUUUUUGUAGAUAUUUAAAACUCUUAAUAAACUGUUAAUCAUUCUCUUUUUGCUGCAUACACUUGCUUUGUUUUUUUCCUUUACACUGAAUCGCUAACAUAUAAACAUUCCUUAUAUUUGUGUUGACUUUGUGCUUAUAAAGAGUUCGACUGUCAUUGGAAUUCACCUGAAUACACACACACAUGCCCGUGCACACAACACAAACACCCCUUAAUGCUUCUGAACUCAUUAUCUUUUAGAAUAAUACCACACUUCACCAGCAAUUAACAUUUCUCUUCCUCCUAUCUGAACAUGGAACUCAUUUGUCUUAUUCAUGCCAGUAUAUGUAAUAAAUGUAACAAGGUGAUUUUUUUUGAAAUGUAAAAAUUCACUUUGCAAUUCACAUAUAAGCAAUAAAACAAAAUCAGAUUA
Leptonychotes weddellii (Weddell seal) is the source of this 3936-nucleotide messenger RNA. NCBI's taxonomy places the organism in Eukaryota, Metazoa, Chordata, Mammalia, Carnivora, Phocidae. The record is from RefSeq and is a predicted model, not a curated record.